CGAAGAUGCUUUAUCUAAUAUCACUAAUGCUAGUACAAAAGCAAUAUCAGAUUUUCAAAAAUGGGCUUCUGCUGCUAGCAAACCUUCAAUUUCAAAGUUACCGAUAAAGGGGUUGCCAAGUGGAUCAAGGAAAGUUUCAGAAUCUUCGAUUGAAAGCACCCCGUUGUUUAAUGAAGGAACAGAAGAAGAUUACUGGGAAUUGGUGCAAGGAAAUGUCAAAUGGAAUAAAAAUUCAUUACAAGCUGCAUGUCAACAAUAUGGAAUACAUUCAGAAGAAGUCAAUAACAUUAACGAAAGAGAUAUGCCAUGAUAUCCAAGCAGGAUCUGAAAAUAUUGUUAAGGUCUGGCCAUCCUACAGAGAAAAUGAUAAAAAUGAUGUUAUAUUUGUUGUGGAAACAAAUGAGCAUGUUGACUCAUCAAAAGAAAUAAAUUAUGACCAAGAUUUUGAAAUAGUUUUGAGACAAAAAAUGGAAACAAACGAUGAAGACAUGUUGGUUCUUAAACAUGAAUUUAAUACAAAGUCGUAUAUUGAUGAUGAAAAAAAUAAGGAAAUAAAAGAUGUAAUUAAGAAAUAUUCCAACACAUUGCAAAAGCAACAUAGCAACCUUAUUAUGAUUUGUGCAAGUUCUUUAAAAUCCUUUGGAUUUCCAAGUGGAAAACAUUCAAUGAAAAGCGAAGACUGCAUUGUCCUUUAUGUUCACAUUAAAGGGUACAUUCCUUUAGAUGAAGAUUGUUUUCCAAAAAUGUUAGACGGCUUUCCAGUUGAUGUACGCGAAACUGUUUUCCAAAUGUAUGGAAAUAAAAAACCAAGUGAUUUUUGUCAAAACUUGAAAAUUGGCUGCGAAAUAGGUCCAAACCAUAUAGAAGUUUAUGGAACAAUUGGAGGUUUCAUUGAACAUGAAAAUCACGGACUGUGUUUAAUGACAUGCGCACACAUUUUUCUUGAUGGUGAAGAUCUAAGAAAAAACCACACUCCUUUAAUAAUAUGUAAUCAACCCAGUUUUAAAGAAGGAAUAGGAGAAACAGAAUCAAAACGAUGUGGGGAACUCAAAUUUCAUAAAAUGGGUAAAGUCACUGAAGGCAAGGCAUCCGUUGAUGUAGCAUUUGUGAAAAUCGAUACUCGGAGACAACCGGUUAAAGGGACAUUUCCAUCAAUUAGCUCUGAAGACUUGAUGAAGUCAGGUUUCGGCAAAGAUUACAUUCCAGAGUAUACUUCAGGAAAAGUGUACAAUACAGAUGAAAUCAUGAAGCACAAAUCAGAAACUUUCAUCAAAUACGGAGCUACCACGUUGUUAACAAAAGGCAAUUACUAUUGUGUUGGUGCAGCCGUUAACCAUUUUGGAAUUCUAUUUGAAAAUCAGAUAAAAAUCAUUAAUAAGGAGUGGAAAAAAAAUUCGUUUGCUAAUAAAGGCGAUUCUGGAGCGCUGGUUUUUAUGGAAUCUGACAAAGGAUUAGUCGCUGUUGGUCUCCUGUUGGGUGGCCAUGAAUAUUACACUAUUGUGACUCCCAUAUGUGACAUUUUGCAUGCAGUUGGAUAUUCACCGCCAUAUGCACUUAAAACAUUUCCUGACGCAAAUGAUAACAUCAAUGGAAACUGUCAUAUACAGGAUAACAGGUCGGACGGAGAACCUAGGAAUGUUGUAAGAAAGCCUUUGAAGCAGAGACAAUCACAGGUGGAUGAGGUUGUGGAUAAUGUUGACACGGAUUUCGAAAUAGAUCAACAAAUAUUUGACUUGGACGACAGAGCAGAAUUAUUGCAAGCUGGUUCAUCUCAGUGUGAAGCGAGCGCUGGAAAACGAAAGUUUUGGUGGAAAAAUCGCAAGAUGUGGCUCUUCCUCCUUAUAGGAAUCAUUGCUGUUAUAUUUGUGAUAAUCAUUGUAUGGCAUGAUGGCGGGAGUGAUUCCAAAGAAGCAUCAACUGAUACAACUACAGUAAAGAGUACCCGUUGAGUUAUUUUUAGCAAUAUAUAUUAAAGUUCACCGCCGGAACAAAAUUCAAAUAAAAAUAUUGCGUUAUUUUUUUUUCAAUUUUUCUCCUCUGUUUUAACUAUUGUGAUUAAUGGAUUCAUAGAUUUCAUUUAAAGUUAAUCAUUUCUUGACAUUGAUUGUCAUAAGACUCUAAAUCUCAGAAUAAGACUUGUUUUUUCUAGAUAUUAUAUUAUAGUGAUUAAUGUUUGACCUCU
Molecule: messenger RNA, 2182 nt
Organism: Ruditapes philippinarum (Manila clam)
Lineage: Eukaryota; Metazoa; Mollusca; Bivalvia; Venerida; Veneridae
Exons: 9
Coding region: 171-1949 (592 amino acids)
Biological process (GO): vesicle fusion; vesicle-mediated transport; SNARE complex assembly
Cellular component (GO): plasma membrane; SNARE complex
Molecular function (GO): SNAP receptor activity; syntaxin-1 binding
Source: RefSeq, a predicted model, not a curated record